AUGUCAAACAGCCCAACAACGCCCCCCGGCGCAACACAACAAGUGCCUCAACAAGACCAACAAACACAAUCACACCCCUCCGCCGACCAGCUCCCGUUUCACGGCACCCACCCAGUCUACCACUACACGGCACUCGGCGUGGCCGGGCUCGGCCUGCUGGCGCUGGCCCUGCCGCCGCGCAACUGGGGCUUUCGCAGCACGCUGCUCAGCUCCUCCGUCUUCAUCUCGUCCAACCAGCUCGCCCACGACUACACGGGCCGAUCCUUCGUCCAGCGCUGGGGCGAGCGCAGCGAGAAGCUCGAGGCCGCUAUAACCAGCGGCGAUUCGGACGAGAGGCGCCGCAUAAAGGAGGCCAUACGCGCCGAGAAGCUCCGGAGGCGGGAGGGCCUGCCCGAGGAGGAGCGCAGGCGGCUCGAGGCGCUGGACCGGGCCAAGGACAAGAGCAAGAGCUCAUGGUUUAGGGAGUGGGACGAGAAGGAGAAGCAGGCCCUGGCUGAUGGGAGGGGCUACGGUGGCUUGAUCAUGGACACCGUCAAGGAGGCCUUUGGCGUCGAGGAGGAGAAGCCGCCUGCGGCCGACGCCAACAAGGCCAAGGAGGGCGCGGACAAAAGGCCGGAUGUUACGAAGUGA
This is a messenger RNA of Pyricularia pennisetigena, 630 nucleotides long. RefSeq lists its product as uncharacterized. Lineage: Eukaryota; Fungi; Ascomycota; Sordariomycetes; Magnaporthales; Pyriculariaceae. The record is from RefSeq and is a predicted model, not a curated record. Bases 1 to 630 code for a protein of 209 amino acids. The transcript has a single exon.